UCGUUCGGCUCGGCUGGCACAACAGGAUCAACUUCAUCAACAUCAGCAGCACCAGGAGGAGAUGGAUGUGAGAAGGGAAGCUUUUGUUGGGGUAUGUUUGCAUGUCAUGAUAUCGAUGGAAGUACAGGUACAUGUAGUACACCACCGACGGCUUGCAUUGCUGUUCAUGAUCCGGUCUGUGGUUGUGAUGGUGUUACAUACUCCUCUCCUUGUCGAGCUAUGGCCUCAAUGGUCUCGGUGAGACAUCGUGGUCCUUGUACUCUGAGUAGCCAUGGUGACGAUGAUCAUCGUUCGGUCUUGGCUAUCCUGGGCAUCAUCAUCGCUUUGGCUAUUGGCGCUAUUGUCGCCAUUUGGGUCGUCGUUGGUCUCGCUCGGGCAAACAACGCCAUUCCGUCGUGGGUCCCGGACUGGAUCGCAAGGCGCUCGCGGCCGUCGCUCCUCUCCUCUUACCUCCGUCUCUCGUCCUUUGAAGCAGAUGCCGAUGCUGCUCGCUCUGCCGAGUUUGGUGGCGACGACAUUGAGCUCGAUCUUACCAACCUGGAAGACGUUGACCUUGUCGACGGCGACGAGCUCGAGCUCGAGCUCGAGCUCGGUGACGGCGACGACGACGAGUCGCGCCUGCGCCUGCCGUAGACCAUGCGAGCCGAUGCUCUGUAUCUACAGC
This is a messenger RNA of Thecamonas trahens ATCC 50062, 664 nucleotides long. RefSeq lists its product as uncharacterized. The record is from RefSeq and is a predicted model, not a curated record. Gene Ontology annotation, molecular function: protein binding. The transcript has a single exon. Lineage: Eukaryota; Apusomonadida; Apusomonadidae. Bases 94 to 633 code for a protein of 179 amino acids.